CGUCGGCACUAGGUCCUCAGCAAUUUUUGAGUUUGCUGACAAGCAACCCCUCCCUUGGCCAGACAGCGUUAUCGUCGAUCAACCGCCGUCCCCUCUUUCUGGACGACUCGAAGUGCCACCGCCGAGGAUGUUCCGCAAGAGAAAGGACGUGUUCGUCAUCCCUGGCCCAAACCACACCGAAAACGCCGGCGGCGGCGGCGUCCCCGCCGUGACCCUGCUUAGGGUGGGGCCCGCGCCGGACCGCAGCCCCGUGCGGCGGCCCUGGUACGCGGGUGGCCGCCACGGCAUCCCCGGCUUCCCCUUCCACCGAAAAACUUCGCGGGCCGCGUGGAGGAUCAGCCGCGGCCUGCGCACCCGCUGCUCGCACGACUCUGGCGUCGAGGUCUCGAGUAGCGCUCCUCCGUCCCCGGGAACAGCCGUGGUCGUCGUCGCUACCGCCAACGAUGACGCCGAUGACAACAACCCGGCCGUGACGACGGUGCCCUUGAGGCAUCGGAACUGUGCUCCCGGCGGCGUGUCCGGCUCUGUCGACGGAUCGCCGGUGGCAGUGCUCUCGGACCUGCCUGGCGAGCGCCAUCCGUCGGCCCAGCCUCGAAGAGGCAGGAAAGCCGCGGGGAAAUAUCCCCGAGGCCACGAGUCUGGGGAGGCUCAGAGACUCGAGCUCGUGGACGAGGACGGUGUCCGGGAGCCCUCAGUAGAGUCUGAAGACGAGGUUGUGAGCGGGGCAUCAUCGGACAAAAAGCCGACACCGAGUGUCUCGCAAGUAGCGGGCAGGAGGCGCAGGGAGACGUGCGAGCGUCGUAUGGGAGUGGAGAUGGAGCGGCCGCUGAAGGAGAAGAGCGCGGAUCGCACUGACGGACUGCAUGAGCGCCGUGUUCAGGUAAAAGCUGCUGCAGCGGUGGGCGUGGGCAUGGGGCUGUGCCACCUGGACCAACUGUGCCGCCUCAUGGAGAAGAUGGGGCACCUCAAUGAGGCCAACAGGAGGCUCCAGCAGCAGCUCGUGCAUCUACAAAGUGACCUGCAGGCCCAGAGGUUCCAACAGGGCCUGCUGCUGUCCGCCUGCCGGUGCGGGACGCGCGCUUGGGUGCAGCAGCACUGGCUGUCACUGGCGCAGUCUCCAGGCAGCGCUGGCCCGAGGCUCCGCUCGCACUCCGACGUCGCCGCGGAGACGUUCGUCGCUGCGGAGACGCUCGGCGCCGCUGUGCACAGGCAGCGGCCGCCCCCGGGAGCUGCAGGCAUGCCGAGACGCAGCUGCUCGGUCAACACCCACGGUCACGUCGACGCCGCCCUCGUGGAGAAGGACCGGGGGUCCAUGGCCCCCAAGAAGCACGUCCUCAACUCGCUACCGUAGACGGUGGAGUCCGUUCGCCGCAUUGUGUUGGGACCGGAGGGGGGUGGUGGGAGCAGGCAGCACUAAUGGCGGGACGAGAGCCACCCUCGCUCCGGCAAUAAACACGAACCAACCCAGCCCUACGGCGUAGCGAUACUGCUCGCCUUUACAGGUGCUCGAGCUGGCCUCACCGAUUAUGUAAGAAAGCGAUUGCUCGACAAAUCAGAAAACACCAAUUUGGGGGGUGGGGGUAAGUCUGACCUCUGUUCUCAUGUGUGCCGCUGGAUGGGAGGUGAUGGGCGGGGCUUGUUGACAUCACCAGCCCCAUCACGCUGGUGGAGGUUCGUAGGGGGUUUCCUGCUUUCGGGAGGCAGGAUGUCGGGGUGGCCGUCAAUAUUAAGUAGGGCCCGAAUAAUCGACCAGGAAAAAUAAUCGAUGACAAUUUUCCAACGAUGUAAUCGAUUUUGAUCCUCAGCUCUGCAAGGUACCCUCGCCAUCAUCUCUCUUCCCUAUCUCAAUUUCACCCUCGACCCCACACCUCCUCUGCACUGAUGUGUUAUUUAAGUGCUCGGCUGAUACUCGGAGCUGCUCGGAGGACUUUUAUUGUGAGAUGGUGUUGGGUUCAGCGCACCCGGCGGCAGUGUAUUUGUAACGUGCAAUUACUGCAAGCGGGGUUGAGCCGAGGUCGUGCUUGUAUGGGCGAUCGCCAUGCAUGACCAGCGUUAUAGGCUGCUGCCAGCAGAGUGCAUUGCAGCAAGAUCUAUUAUUGUACGGUACCCACGCUGGCCAGAUUACUCCCCCCCCCCCCCCCCCCCCCCCGUGAUUCGCAUGGUGUCGGGAGGCCCUCAUCCAGCAGUGGCUUGACACAGGGGCUCCAUAAUAAUCGCCAUGACCAGUUAGGGGGUUAUUGUACACAUGUACAAUAACGUGUACAUCACAAGGAGCUUUCGUUGCAGAGAGUUCUUUUGUUCUUUUAAAUCUGCCAGCUUUCUGGAGGGCUGAGGGCCCCAGUGCCUUUGCCUGAGAGGUGCCCCCCUGCAGGCAAAGCUGACUGGUGUGCGCAAGUCAAUGGAACGAGCAGCGCUGCACGAUCUGGAAUUUUUUAUCCUUGCAUCAAGAAAUCCCCAAAUCCCCCUCCCUCUAAGCUUUACCGAACUCUGAAAUCACCUCUUCCUACUUCUCAACGUCACCUAUUUAGGCUGCUGGAUUGUAUUGCCAAAAGGGCAGUUAAACAUCUGAAUUCAUGCUUGUGCCCUCUUUGUAGUCAAAUUCAGGGAGUUUCUGAACUUGAUUUGCGCGAUCACAACCAAGACGUUUAAGUAUUUUUCUGGUUAAAAGACUGUCUCUGAGAACACUACAUGAAUGUACGGCACAGCAUACUUGCGAACUCUAUGGUAGACUGGCAAUGUUUAAAUCCAUUUACCGCAUAGCGUUAUGUUGAAAAACGAAAAUUGUCAAGAUAUUUUUUCAAUGUGGUAAAUGUACCAAACAAAUGGCAGCUUGGCACUUAGCAUCUUUUAGGGUUGGCAGUUGUGGUAUUUGUGAUGUGCACUGGUCAGAGGGGAGAAAAAGCUGAGAAUUUGAGUUGAACAUUUUAAUUCGUAAAACAAAAGUUAAUUGUAUACAGGUUUACGAAACUAUAUUGGUGAGUACGGAAUAAAUCGCUGUCUUUACGCAGCACUGCUCCGUAAGAAUUGGUAUCCUUCCACCAGUACAGUGAUUGGUAGAGACCGGGUAAUGUAGCGAAUGCAUGCAUUGCUAUUGUUUCCAGCCAUUUGCGAUGAUUCUCUCUUAACUACGUCACAUUUUAAAAAAUUGCCGUUUUCGACUCUGCCGCUAACAGUAAUCGCUUUGCCGAUUAUCAGCUGCCUUAUCCAUUUUUAAUAAGCGUAUCCCUUUAACCAACAAGCAAUUUUGUAGAUAUUUUAGCACUGGUUUUAUUAUAUGUUGAAAACUAUUGGUUCAUGACUGGAGGAUGAAAUUAUUGCAGGUUUGGAAUGUUGAGGUUUAUUUUGCUUGUAGUUAAAAUUUUACUGACAAAAAAAACUUUUUUUAAGAAAUGCGCGCCAACGUAAUGUUCCUUCAUAAUGGUUGCAUGUUCCUUACGGACCCAGGUCAUAGCCGUUUUUGCAGGAACACCUGUUUGAGCAAAAAAAAUACAUUGGGCCUUUGUUAGGUUUUGCAUAGCUGUUACGGAACACCUGAGCAGCUGCACAGCAUUUUUAAUCGGACGGAGUCGGGGAACUUUUUUUUACAUUGCGGACAUUCCUGCAACGUCAAUGUGCAAUCGGCAUGCCUGUUGUGAUUGAGGUGGUGGGUUUCACCUCUGCGGUUUUAAAAGUCCAUAUUUCAAGGUGACCUUUCUGCUUCGACAACUCCUUCAUUCAGCGGUAAUUUCAAAGCCAUUUAUUUCAACUGCGGAUUUUUCUGGCUUAAAAAAAUUCUAAAGUAACUUUGUGUAGGAAUUCAUGGAAUGUCCAAAUUGCUUGCUGUUUAUUUUAUGCAUUUGGCCCAGAUUUGUUCAAGAUUUAAUAUCGCCCACCUCUCUUUUGAACAUAAUUGCACAUUCCAUAUGAUCAAAUCUCAUAAGUCAAGAGUCGUGGAUUAUUACACUAAUGUACAGCCGUACAAAUUAUCAUGUCCACUUAAAGCUAUUUCACAUACUGGAAUUUUAGUCAAAGUAUCUGGAAUUGAUCCGUUUAUUGGUUUGUAUAUCCAGCAAAUAUAUCAAUCUUGUUUGGAAAAUUAGUUUUAUUCUGAAAUUAUUGUAAGAUUAAUUGCUAAAUUCAAUGUGAAAGUUCCUUAUUAAUACACUACUCACUCCAACAAGGUUUUGUGGGUCGUAAGCCAUAAGGUUAUGGUCACUAUUUUAUUAGCAAUAUUUUGGAUUUUGAAUUUUAACAGUGGCAUGUGCUGAUUUUUAAA
Molecule: messenger RNA, 4255 nt
Organism: Lethenteron reissneri (Far Eastern brook lamprey)
Lineage: Eukaryota; Metazoa; Chordata; Hyperoartia; Petromyzontiformes; Petromyzontidae
Source: RefSeq, a predicted model, not a curated record